This is a messenger RNA of Centropristis striata (black sea bass), 5361 nucleotides long. RefSeq names its product potassium voltage-gated channel subfamily KQT member 2-like. Bases 802 to 3495 code for a protein of 897 amino acids. Gene Ontology annotation, molecular function: voltage-gated potassium channel activity. The transcript is spliced from 19 exons. Gene Ontology annotation, biological process: potassium ion transport; transmembrane transport. Gene Ontology annotation, cellular component: membrane. The record is from RefSeq and is a predicted model, not a curated record. Lineage: Eukaryota; Metazoa; Chordata; Actinopteri; Perciformes; Serranidae.
UUGUCCUCCACCUUUCUGGGAUCUUUCAACUGUGUUGUUGCUUUGUUGUUGUUGUUGACAGGUGAUGAAGUGAUUUGGUCAGUUAGUGGCCUAGAGAUUAGGAUUGACUUGUAGAAUCCCAGGACUCACCUGUCCAGGACUCAUCGGUCUAGGACUAACAGGUCCAGGACUCACCUGUCCAGGAUUCAUCGGUCUAGGACUAGCAGGUCCAGGACUCACCUGUCCAGGAUUCAUCGGUGCCGGACUCAUCGGUGCUGGACUCAUCAGUCCAGGACUGAACCGAGCCCCCCACAGCACCCCGGGCAGUCAUGUGCUGUUCUCUAAUGUUCACUGAAGGAUGUGGGGUUAAUAAAGUUAUGAAUCUAAUCUAUGAAAGAUGAUCUGAUCUGGUCUGAGGUCUGUGCUGCAGCGCAGCUGAAACCUCUUUAUUGAUCCGUUUUGGGGGAGGGUCGACUCACUGCCAAUCACAGCGGCCUCUCUGUGGGACGUCACAGUCCUUCUGCGUUGCCAUGGUUACCACCUUGAGAUGAUCCGGUUACCAUGGUGACUUACAGAUUACUGUUCUGCUCAGUAACGAUCACUAACGGCUCUGAUCGAUCAGCUGAUCAGUCUCUCUUCUUUUAUCUUUGACCUGAUUAAUAACCGUCCGUGACGUCACUCCGCUUCCUGUCAGACCGGAAGCUGCUGGUGUGUCGCUUUGCGGGUUUUCUCCUCCUCCUCCACCUCCUCCUCCGCAGUGAUGCUCCCGGUGGGCCUGGCCGGCCAAGGCGCUCUGUCUGCCGGACUCUAGAGCUCUCCGUCAUGGUGCAGAAGUCCAGGAACGGCGGAGUGUUCCCCGGAGCUCCGGCCGACCAGAAGAAGCUGAAGGUCGGCUUCGUGGGUCUGGAGGCCGGGGGGACCGAGUCCAGCAGGGACGGAGCUCUGCUGAUAGCAGGUGUGGAGGAGGGUCCCCGGCGGCAGCGCAGCAGCGUCUCUGGAGGAAAGAAACCUCCAAAGAGAAACGCUCUCUACAGACGACUGCAGAACUUUCUGUACAACGUGUUGGAGAGACCGCGAGGAUGGGCCUUCAUCUACCACGCCUACGUGUUCCUGCUGGUGUUCUCCUGCCUGGUUCUGUCCGUGUUCUCCACCAUCAAAGAGUAUGAGAAGAGUUCAGAGGACGCUCUCUACAUCUUGGAAGUGGUGACCAUUGUGGUGUUUGGGGUCGAGUAUAUGGUGAGAAUCUGGGCUGCAGGUUGCUGUUGUCGCUACAGAGGAUGGAGAGGACGACUCAAGUUCGCCAGAAAACCUUUCUGUGUCAUUGACAUCAUGGUGCUGAUAGCGUCCAUCUCCGUGUUGGCGGCGGGGACUCAGGGGAAUGUCUUUGCCACUUCAGCCAUCCGGUCGCUUCGUUUCUUGCAAAUUCUGAGGAUGAUCCGGAUGGACCGCCGCGGAGGAACCUGGAAACUGUUAGGAUCAGUGGUCUACGCCCACAGCAAGGAGUUGAUCACGGCGUGGUAUAUCGGCUUCUUGUGUCUCAUUCUGGCGAGUUUCCUCGUUUAUCUGGCAGAAAAAGAGGACAACGAGCAGUUUGAGACAUACGCAGAUGCCCUCUGGUGGGGACUGAUCACCUUGACGACCAUCGGUUAUGGCGACAAGUUCCCCAUCACCUGGAAUGGACGCCUGCUGGCAGCGACCUUCACGCUGAUCGGAGUUUCAUUCUUCGCUCUGCCUGCUGGAAUCCUGGGUUCUGGUUUUGCUCUGAAGGUUCAGGAGCAGCACCGACAGAAACACUUCGAGAAGAGGAGAAACCCAGCGGCUGGACUCGUCCAGGCGGCGUGGAGGGUUUACGCCACCAACCUUAGCCGAACUGAUCUGACUUCAACCUGGGAUUAUUACGAGAGGACGGUCUCCGUACCCAUGUACAGGUUGAUUCCUCCUCUGAACCAGCUCGACCUGCUGAGAAACCUCAAGAACAAAUCAGGACUCUCCUUCAGGAAGGAUGUCCAGCCUGAACCGUCUCCCAGUCAGAAGGUCAGUCUGAAAGAGCGAGUCUUCUCGUCUCCGCGGAGUUCGGGCACCAAAGGGAAAGGUUCUCCUCAGCACGUGGUCCCCACAGUUGCUCCUGGUGUGAGUCCUGGAGGUCCUGGAGUUCCUGGAGGCAUGGGGACUGUCCAGGCCCUGCGACGGUCCCCCAGCAUGGAACCCAGUCUGGAGGAGAGUCCCAGUAAGGUUCCUAAGAGCUGGAGCUUCGGAGAACGUAGCAGAACCAGACAGGCCUUCAAGAUCCGAGGAGCGGCCUCCCGCCAGAACUCUGAAGUGCUGAUAGAGAUGCAGGACGAAGAGUUCAGACAGAAGAGCUCCCCAGAUGCCAGCCUGCCAGGAGAAGACAUGGCCGAUGACAAAAGCUGCCACUGUGAGUUUGUGCCUCAGGAUCUGACGCCGGGGUUAAAGGUCACCAUCAGAGCCAUCUGUAUCAUGCGUUUCAUGGUGUCCAAGAGGAAGUUCAAGGAGAGUCUUCGUCCGUAUGAUGUGAUGGACGUCAUCGAGCAGUACUCCGCCGGACACCUGGACAUGCUGGCUCGCAUCAAGAACCUCCAGUGCAGGGUCGAUCAGAUCGUCGGCAGGGGAACACCAAUCACUGACAAGGAUCGUCCCAAAGCAGCCAAUGAGGAGCUUCCUGAGGACCCGAGCAUGAUGGGACGGCUGGGGAAGGUGGAGAAACAGGUCCUGUCCAUGGAGAGGAAGUUGGACUUCCUGGUGAACAUCUACGUCCAGCGGAUGGGGAUUCCUCAGGCAGAGACCGACGCCUACUUCGGGUCAAAGGAGCCGGAACCGGCCCCGCCGUACCACAGUCCAGUCGACCAACUGGAGAAGAGCCAGUCCAUCUCCAAGAUCCACCAGGUGUUGCCGGCUGACCACCCUGAGAAGAGUCGUCACAUGGUGAAGAUGGUGCGCUCCAGCAGCUCCACCGGACACAGGACCUGCAGCGCCCCGAGUUGCCCGCCCUCCACCUCCUGGCAGCCAAUCAGUUCCCAGCUCCACCAGCAAGCCCCACCCCCUCCCCAUCAUAGCCACGGCACCACUCCGAGUCCAGUGGGGGACGGAUCGCUGGUUCGACUCCCGCCGCCUCCGGCCGGAGAGAGACACGGCGGGAACCGAUCGAACCGCCACAGCACUGGAGCGGAGAGACCUGAGAGGGCCAAUGGGAGCGGGGGAGGAGGCAGUGAGGAGGCGAAGCCGGACAGCGACGCCUCCGUCUCCAUCCCGUCCGUGGACCAUGAGGAGCUGGAACGCUCCUUCAGCGGGUUCUCCAUCUCGCAGUCCAGAGAGAAUCUGGACUUCCUCAACAACAGCUUCUACACCGCCGGAGCUCUGGGAGACCACCGAGGAGGAGGGGGCGCCACCCGCCGCGCUGCCGUCCGGCCGUACAUCGCUCAGGGCGAGUCGGACUCUGACUCAGAGCUCUGUGCGCCUUCGCCACACUCGGACAGGGCCUGGACUGGAACCAAGUAGAGACUGAACCAGAACAGAACCAGAACCUGCAGAGACUUGAAACACCAGCUGGAGCUGGAGAGUGAAGCAUCAUGGGAACUUAGCGAGUGACAUGUGACUCUGACACGCUCACACCUGAUUGGUUCACAGCUAGGACAUGCUCACACCUGAUUGGUUGCUUGUAUACACUAUUAUCUGCAUCACAUGACCGUACUUCACCGUCACAUUUAUUGUUUUAAAAAAACUCAAACAUCAUAAGCAAAAACAUCCUUAUGACAAAAUGUUUUUUUGUUUGUCGGAGUCGUCCUGUAAAACUGUGAUGGAAGUUUAUUCUGCUUGCUACAGGCAGCUGACAGACUUUUUCUGCUGCAGAAUCAUUUUUUAUUGCCACCGCCUCCCACACAGUCACCCUUAAUUACCUGUAAUUACCUGUAAUCACCUGUAAUUACCUGUAAUCACCUGUGAUUACCUGUAACCCAACAGAACUCGUCUAGGAACUCGUCGUUCCUGGAGGAUGCUCCAGUGUUGUUCUGAAUCUUUAACUUUUCUUUUGGAAAGUUUCUAAAUAUCAGUGGAGCUCUUGCCUGGUUACAGCAGCUAAACUGUGAUUAGAUAAUCCCACAUGACGUCAUAAAAAAAGAUAGUUAGUGGCGCCCUCUGUUGGCUGUAGUGAUGAUGACCGAUGCAGAGGCGUUACGCCAUGUGACAGCGAAGGCGGGAAUCCAGAGGGGCAAAUGGCGUUCGUGUCCUGUGUGAAAACAAAAGUAAACAAUGUGGAUUGAAUCACGUCACUUAACCUCCAGGCGUCUUGUUUUUACAUAACUAGCGUAGCUAUGUGACUUCCGGUAGUUACAUGCAUUUAUUUGACUUUUUAAACGAUCUUUUAUGACGCCUAACCUUCGUCCUGCGAUCGUUACGUUUUCUGUACUUGGACGGGAUGAAAGUCUGGCAAAAAAAACAAACAAUAUAUGAGGUUGUACGGUUUGAAGGACUUUUAAAUUUAAACUGUUAAUUAUUUCAUAAUUAAUAUUCAUGGUAUUAAUAUUGCUUAUAUAACCCAGCGACAGGAAUGUAAACGAUAAUACUUAAGGCAGUCAGGAGGAUCAGUCUCACUUCAGGAAAUAAGAUAAACCUACCAAAAUAAGAGUCUCUUACUGCCUCUGAACAAAGUGUUCAAUUCCUGACCAGCAGCGGCGUCAUCGUUCAGCCCCGCCCUCAGAAACAUCUGAUCAAUCAGCUGAUCAAUCAGUUCUCCUUUGAUUGGUUCAUGAAAGCGACCUGUUACUGUUCCCAUGGAGACCACAGCGCCUUUGUCGUCAUUAAUGAAGUGAAACUAAAAUAAUUUAAAGAAUUAAAGUUUUUGUUAAGAAUUUUCAUCGUCUGCCUGUCAGUCGUCUGUCAGUCAUCUGUCUGUCUGUCUGUCUGUCAGUCGUCUGUCUGUCUGUCAUCUGACCGUCUGUCGUCUGACUGUCAGUCGUCUGACUGUCAGUCGUCUGACCAUCUGUAGACUGUCUGUCAGUCGUCUGUCUGUCUGUCUGUCUGUCAUCUGACUCAGUCGUCUGACCGUCUGUCGUCUGACUGUCAGUCGUCUGACUGUCAGACGUCUGACCAUCUGUAGACUGUCUGUCAGUGGUCUGUCCGCCUGUUUGUCCAAACAUUGAAACAUAAUUUUACUUGAACAUCCAAACCACAUGAUAAUAUUUGUUUCCACAGAGACGUCUGUCAGUUGUUUAAGUUAAAUCCUAUAAAUGUUCCAGAGAAGAAGCGGUACGACUAAAUGUUGAUCUUUUGACACAGACUGUAUGUUUGUGCAGAACUUUGCCUGUUUGAUUGUAUUUCAGUAUUGAUUAAAAACCUUUAACCACAAUAAACCCUUUUCACUCUGUU